Messenger RNA from Myotis daubentonii (Daubenton's bat), 1644 nucleotides. RefSeq names its product fibrinogen C domain containing 1 (gene FIBCD1). NCBI's taxonomy places the organism in Eukaryota, Metazoa, Chordata, Mammalia, Chiroptera, Vespertilionidae. The record is from RefSeq and is a predicted model, not a curated record.
GCGGCGGGCAGGCGGGCGGCUCUCGCGCUCCCGCUCUCACCCGCAACACACACCGCCCACACACACACGCACACACACCUGCAAACGCACUCCCGCUGGCCCGGGCCGCCCCGCGCGGGGCACAGAGGCGGGGAUCGGCGGGCGGGCGGGAGGCGCCCCGAGCCCGCGCCCACCGCGGAUCCUUUGCGCGCGGCAGCCGCUCGGCGCAGCCGGCAGCCCGGCCGUCCUGCCGGGAGAUGGUCCACGAGCGGUGGAAGACCAUGGGCGGCGCGUCACAACUUGAGGACCAGCCGCGCGACAAGCCGCAGCGGCCGAGCUGUGGCUACGUGCUGUGCACGGUGCUGCUCUCCCUGGCCGUGCUGCUGGCCGUGGCCGUCACCGGGGCCGUGCUCUUCCUGAAUCACACACACACGCCCGGCACGGCCCUCCCGCCCGUGGUCAGCACGGGGCCGGCGGGUGCCAACAGCGCCCUGGUCACCGUGGAGAGAGCCGACAGCUCGCGCCUCAGCAUCCUCAUCGACCCCCGCUGCCCCGACCUUGCCGACGGCUUCGCCCGCCUGGAGGGCGCCCAGGCCUCCGUGCUGCAGGCGCUGACCAAGCGCCAGGCCGAGCCCCAGCUGGUGGGCGAACAGGACCGGGAGCUGCUGGACACGCUGGCUGACCAGCUGCCCCGGCUGCUGGCCCGGGCCUCGGAGCUGCAGGCCGAGUGCGCGGGGCUGCGGAAGAGCCAUGGUGCACUGGGCCAGGGCCUCGGUGCCCUGCAGAACGAGCAGGCCCACCUCCUCCAGCUUCUCUCCGAGAGCCAAGGCCACAUGGCUCACCUGGUGAACUUGGUCAGUGACGUCCUGGACGCCCUGCACAGGGACCGGGGGCUGAGCCGGCCCCGAGUCAAGGCCGACCUUCAGAGGGCGCCUGCCCGGGGGUCGCGGCCCCGGGGCUGUGCCAACGGCUCUCGGCCCCGCGACUGCCUGGACGUCCUCCUGAGCGGGCGGCAGGAGGACGGCGUUUACUCCGUGUUCCCCACGCACGACCCCGCCGGCUUCCAGGUCUACUGCGACAUGCGCACGGACGGCGGCGGCUGGACGGUGUUCCAGCGGCGCGCAGACGGCUCGGUGAACUUCUUCCGCGGCUGGGAGGCCUACCGGGACGGCUUCGGCAGGCUCACCGGGGAGCACUGGCUAGGGCUCAAGAGGCUCCACGCGCUGACGGCCCAGGCGGCCUACGAGCUGCACGUGGACCUGGAGGACUUCGACAACGGCACGGCCUACGCCCACUACCGCAGCUUCGGGGUGGGCCUGCUCUCCGUGGACCCCGAGGAGGACGGGUACCCGCUCACCGUGGCCGACUACUCAGGCACGGCAGGGGACUCCCUCCUGAAGCACAGCGGCAUGCGCUUCACCACCAAGGACCGCGACAGCGACCACUCGGACAACAACUGCGCCGCCUUCUACCGCGGCGCCUGGUGGUACCGCAACUGCCACACGUCCAACCUCAACGGGCAGUACCUGCGCGGCGCGCACGCCUCCUACGCCGACGGCGUCGAGUGGUCGUCCUGGACCGGCUGGCAGUACUCGCUCAAGUUCUCCGAGAUGAAGAUCCGGCCGGUCCGGGAGGACCGCUAGCCCCGCCCCGCCCCGCCCGCCG